AUGAAUAAAUUCUCUGAGAUGCUCAUGCUACAGUGUACAUUCUGGCGAUUACCUGCAGUAUUGCUGCUCGUGGCAUUUUCAGCCGUGCUCCGCCCGUCCGUGUCGCUGCGGCCCGUGGCAGCCGGAGGCCGCUUCUUGCAGUAUGGGCGAGGCCGCGCCGAGGCCGCGCAGGCGCCUCUUGGGCCGCGUUGCCAGGAGACGCGGAGGGAGCGCCUCUUCGCAGCGGAGGCUCAGCGAGAUGUUGAAGCUUUGAGGACUGCUUAUGAGUUGAUCAAAUCAGCCAGUCCCGGGAAGUCUGCGCUUGACUCGUUGGAGAAUUUCAGCACUGACCUCUAUGUUCUGUGCGCCGAACAAGCUCUUCGGCUGGGGUGUUUGGAAAUGAGCCAUGACUGUCUACAGAUGUAUUUUAAAGCAAGAUUUCCUGUAAACCAAUUUAUUGGCAGAGCAUACUUGUGCCAAGGCCAGUUGCACACUCCACUCUCUACCGAUAAUUUGGAAGAGUUUGAAAAAUUUGUGAUGUUCUUUCUGAAAGCAAUAGACUUUGCGAUGCAUGAUCCAAGAUAUUAUUUUUUGAUAUAUAAUGCCUCAGUCCUUUACUGGGAAGCUGUGAGACCAUAUCUUAAGCCUGGAUUCAGCUAUUGCCUUAUUCCCAGCCUAUCACAGAUUGUUAUAGCACUAAACCAAACUGAAGAGCAAGACAAGGAGUGGAUAGCAGAACUCAUGAUAAAUUUACUUGAGUGCUUUCUCGAUGCUUCGAAAAUGAAAGAGGCUGAAGAAUUUUCAUCUACUGCGGCAGUCUUUAUUAAAGAAAAUGCUCCAGAUAAAUACUCGCAAAUAUUUUCUCUAAUGGUAUAUCACCAACUAAUGGAUAUUUCCCAGGUAGAGAAGGAAAUAAAAAAAUCCAUCUAUUUAUCUAUUAUUUAUAAAAUGCAAAUGAUAAAAUUGCAGUGGCAUACAAAUGACUUUCCAAGUGACACCACCACAAAUCUGAAUUCUGUAUAUGAGCUUAUGAAACGAUACGAGGUAUCUCCAGAAUUUGAUCUCAAUAAAAAGAUACCUUUGGUUCUGGAAUUCGCUCGUUUUUCUGUGAAAUCAAACAGCAUCGAGCUUGCUUAUAAUUGUAUACUUGAUUUGAAGAGAGCUGGCAUUACUAAUCCAGGGAGACUUAUUGAAAUACAGUGCUUGGAAUAUGAAUAUGAAGUCCAGAAACUCGGCACUGAAAUUAUGACUUAUACCAAAGGAGUUGUUGAGGCUCAGCUGAAAUCAAUUAAAACACUUGAAUUAAUCCUGCUACAAGCAGUUCGAUUAGGAGAUCCCAGUGUAAUGCAGGUUGUCUGUACUACCCAGUGGAAUCUGUGCUUGCCGCUGCUGCAACACAGUUUGCAUCAACGUGUGCGAAAGCCACUGCACUCAGUUGCCAAUGUCCUAGAACAGAUUGACAGCAUGUUGAUUUUGUUACGUUGCCAAGUUCACAUGGAAAUUGCUCGUAUUGAAGAAGAUGAAGAUAGAAUAGAGGCUGCCAUAGAACAUUUAGAGAAGGCUAUACGUCUAGAUAGCAAUGGACAGUAUCAAGAACAUCUAAGAGUGACUUUCAACCGUCUUCGUUUGUGCACUAUGCUAUAUACAUCACCUGAGCGUCUAGAGGAUCAGGCAGUAAUGAUGAUUGAACAGGCUAAAAAAGGAAAGCAGAAGGAUAAUGUGAGGAAAAAGAGGUCCCUUCUGGUAAAUGCAGGUCUUGCACUAGCUCCUGAUUCAUUUCAAAUAGUCCUGGAUAGUGAAAAUGAAGCUAAAGUUUUCUCAGGUAAAAGUAGGAGUCAAAUAAGCUACCUCAGUGCAAAGGCACAACAUCAUAUUAAAAGUGUGGAGAAAGUUGAUGGACAUUUGAAACGCUUAGGAAAUGAAAAUGACAAAGAUAGAAUUAGACUUUGGGCAGAUUUGGCAAAAGUUGCACGUAAACAAGGAGUGUGGGAUGUCUGCCGCACAGCCUGCAGAUUUUGUCUCCUGUAUGAUGAUACUUUGUAUAGAAAGGUAACAAAACUGAAAAAAACACAGAAGAAGAAAGCUAGUAUAGUUAUGGAUGAUGAUCAAGGCAGCAGCUUGCCAGGGGAAUCAUUACUGCCUGCUAAAUCUUUCUCUUUUGAAAGAGAUUUACUCAAAAUGUUAGCAGAAAUAAGAUUCAUUAAUGCAGAGGCAACGGUUCAUUUAUUAAGAUUGCAAGGGAUUGAACUGAAUAAUCGUGCUGUACUUCCAGAAGAUACAAGUCAGCAUCCCACAGGAUAUGUUGCAUGUCUUUCUGAAAGUGAUCCAGAGUGGAAAAUAUACAGUUCCUGGAUCAACUCCUUGUCUCAGUACACUAUGGAAAAUUUUCAACGUGCAGCUGAAAUAGGAGAAGAGUUAAAUGAAGCCUGGAUUGUUCACAAUGCUGUGGUCUAUGUCUUAAACUACAAUAAACAUCUUAUCACUGCAGGCAGACAGAGGGAGAUCAUUGAGCAUCUGCAGACUCUUCUUAGAGCAAUCAAGAAUGUUGGACACAAUGGAAGUACUGUAAUUUUACUGAUGUUAUGUAAUGCUUUGGCUCGGGGCUUAAUUCUUUGCUGGAUUCCAAAACCAAAACUUACAAAGGGACCUGAGAAAGCAAGUUUCACCCAGCUUUUGUCAGUAGAUCCCAGUGGACUUCCUGAUAUCAAGGCAGCCAUAGAGAUUUGUGAAUUUGCCCUAAAUUUGAUAGCCAGAACUGUACCUACUGAAACGGUACCUAUGUCUGUACAACAACAGAUCAUUGCUACAUGGGUGAAAGCAAAACAGUUGCAUCAUCAGCAGAUUGGGCUUAAACUUGUGACUGAGGAGGAGAAUAAUGAUGAAGCAGAAAAUCCUAACACAAGAGUUCUUACUGGUCUAGAGAUGUAUUCAUGUAACAACUUGGGUCUCAUGGAUUUCACUGUUCCCAGCUUAUCUCAGGUUAUGAAAUUGGCUUUAGAUUGUCCCUGGUCAGAUUCAUUUGUGGAAUUACAGACACUGACACGACUUAUGCAUUUUGCAUAUGUAUCACAUGAAUAUGAAAUAGUGAUGACUUGUUCCCAAAGGAUCUUGCAGUCAGCUGAUAAUUUUUGCUUCAAUAAUGACACUGGGAAAUGUGAAAUGCCUGAAAACACUAUGAGACAAGAAAUGUUAAGUACUGCGGCCUGUAUACAGGGGAAGAAUAUAAUGGCAAAUUUGUCUGGGAAAAAACAUCUGCGUGUAGCAGCAUCAAAAGCCUUUGUUCAGAGUGCCAGAUAUGCAGGUGAAGCAGGAAAUUAUUCCCUUGUAAUGUAUGCAGCUAGACAGUUUUGGAAUACAUGCUUACCUUUGAUAGGUUCUCCAUAUGACAGAGAACAGCUUAAAGAAUCUACUGAAGUAAUUCUCAAGCAUAUAAUUAAAGCAGAAUCUAAAAAUAAACAGGAAAAGAAUGAUACAUUGCCUUUGCAUCAGUGGCUUACGAAGGAUUUUCUAAGUAAUGAAUUAUCACUUGGACACUUUCUCCCAGGUGCUGAGGAAGAUCUGACGCUGCGAACCUCUUUAUAUGGGUUAUUAUUUCACAUACAUGCUGAUAAAGCUGAUUGGGAGACAGCACUAAAAGUGCUAGAUGAAGCUGUUCAGGUUUUGCCUCGGACUAGACACAGACUAUUGAUUUUUAAACAUGUGGUUAUAGUGAAGGCAAGGCUGGGAUAUAAUUUUAUGAUGGACAUUCAGAAAUUCAAAGAUGAAAGUGAAGAUUAUUUGUCACUCAUGUGGCAUCAUCUGGUAACAGUCUCCAAGAGUAUUGCUGGGCAAUUAAGCUGUUUUCAAAAUGCAAUUGAUGCUUUGCAGAAAGAAGAAAGUGAGUGGCAGAAAGUUGAUUAUCUGCUGGAAUUUGCUGAAUGGUUAUAUUGCAACCAGUUUCCUCUUGAUGAAGUUAUUAAAACUCUCCACUGGGCAGUAGAUAUCUUGCGGCGUAUGAAAUCUUCCAUGCCACCUUCCCAAGGAGAAGAAAAAAAUACUUUAAUGAAAUUAUUGCCUAUAGAAAAUCUGAAGAUGGACAUUGGAGGAAGUGGUAUGAUGCCCACAAUUGCUUUGGAAGAUCUGAGUAAUAUUAGGCAAUUGGAAGCUUUUUUUAGAGCACAUACUUUAAUGGCUAUAAUUUUUGGUCAUAGUUCUCCUUUUCAUCAGCAACACUGUUUGAUGGCAUAUGCUUGCAUCAUUCGUAUUUGGCAGGUUUCUCUGUCAGCAUCAACACCUAUUCUGAAAGUAAUAUCAAAGACUUCACAACUUACUACUCUUCAGAGUGUGCAGUCAAUUAUUGCAUCUAGGAAAGAAAAGGACAAAAAGGAAGAGAAACAAAACCCACAGUCUAAACGUCAGAAAAGAGACAAAACUUCAAAGGAUACUAAACAGGUUAAAGCUUCUGCUGUGAAAGAGAAGCCUAAAAGGAAAGAAUCAAUUUUACCAGCAAAUGUGGAAGAAUGGGCUAGCUAUGACUGUCCCAGUGAAAUCAGAGAGGCAUUCAAACAGAAAACAAAUAGUUAUGGUAUUAAUGAGGAAAAUUUCCCCAAACCUACUUGUACUUUAUAUUUUAUUGACCUUUUAGCUGAAGAGCUACAGAAAUUUUUUUGUCCCCACUUGACUCUUCCCAUCUUUCAGCUGGCUGAAGUCAUUGCUAGUGAAGUUGUGGAAUGUAAAAGUCUAUCUGAUCUCUAUCAUCUUCGAAUCGCCCUCAUAUGUUCAGAUUUAAAAUUGAAUGAAGCAUCUUCAUAUCAUGAGAGAACUGUUGGAGAAACAUUCAUCAGUGUAUUAGAACAAGCAAUGUGUAGGCAAGAGAUUGCAUUGAAAAAAGAAAAAAAU
Molecule: messenger RNA, 4857 nt
Organism: Tinamus guttatus (white-throated tinamou)
Lineage: Eukaryota; Metazoa; Chordata; Aves; Tinamiformes; Tinamidae
Source: RefSeq, a predicted model, not a curated record